Messenger RNA from Cetraspora pellucida, 418 nucleotides. Lineage: Eukaryota; Fungi; Glomeromycota; Glomeromycetes; Diversisporales; Gigasporaceae. The record is from the annotation of a GenBank genome assembly.
AUGAAAUUAUUUAACCCAGUCAAAGUCGUGAUUUUCGAAGUUGCUUUAUGCUAUGUCUUAAUUUCAUUUAUUGUUGCUUCAGUCCCAGUCCUUCCAAACUCCAAAUUCGAUUAUGUACGUGGGCCCAGAAUUAGGAAUGUGCAUAACCAAUACAACAAUGAUCUUGAGUUAGAACACGAUGAAUCGUACAAUUCGAAAAAUGUCCAUAGUGGUGAAUAUGAUAUAGAUAAAGAAUUCGAUCAUGGGAUUAAAAAUGGAUAUGGUCGCAACUCUAGAGAUACAGAUCACGAACACGACCAUCUAAGCAAGUUCAGAGGAGACAGCUUUAACGGAUAUAAAAAGGAUUAUAAACCCAAACACAUUCUUGAAAGUGGAAACGAAUUUAGUCGAAAUCACGAUUGGGAACACAACCUUGAAA